Messenger RNA from Priceomyces carsonii, 2142 nucleotides. RefSeq lists its product as uncharacterized. Bases 1 to 2142 code for a protein of 713 amino acids. The transcript has a single exon. The record is from RefSeq and is a predicted model, not a curated record. NCBI's taxonomy places the organism in Eukaryota, Fungi, Ascomycota, Pichiomycetes, Serinales, Debaryomycetaceae.
AUGAGACUAAACAAGAUUUCAAUAUCUUGUUUUCUUUUUGUUAUAGCGGGUUUUUACUGGUUUCAUGGGCACACAAAUGAUAAAGUUGAUCAUCUUACCUUUAGGGCCGUACGAAAGCUAUAUGAUAGCUCAAAGAUAAUAGACGGGUGGAUUGAUAUUUCUUUCUUUCCCUGUCAUCAGAGUGUAACGAAAUCUGAAGGAUGCAAAAUACAUAGCGGUGAAUUGGGAGCCAAAGAAGCCAACAUUCGUCAGAUUCUUUUUGAAAACUUUGAAAGUGAACAUGAUCCUAGACUUCUACCAGCGUUAUGGAUAUCCGCAAUUACUAAUGAAAUAAAGCAAAAAAAUGGUACAUUGGACCCUUCAUUCACAUUACCAUUUAGUUGGUCCAGUUGGCUCAGUAUUACCAAUUCAAGAAAGAAAGUACACCCACCAUUGUCAUCAUAUGAGCUCAAUUGUGAUAGUUUCAUAGACUAUUUCCAGUCAAACGCAACAGCUGUCGAUAAGAGCUGUGUUAAUUUAAAUAAUGACUACAAAAGGUAUCCAUGUUUGGCUUUCACGAAAGCUAUUGACUAUGCUAUGCCAGAAGAAGCUAGGAGAAUCGUUGGGUCAACUUUCCUUUCUGAAUUUGCACCAAUUCCUAAGAGGGUGUUAUUUUUAGGUAUUGGUCCGCAAGAGAGUCUGAUUUUAGUUCCCACGAGCUCGAACAAGUCUGAAAUGGGUUCUUUGAUUGAUAUUUAUAUGAAGAACACUGACGGGACAGAUUCGAGUAUAAAACAAUUUAAAGACGUGAUAAGUAUUUCAAACGAAAUCAAGAUAUUAACAAAGAUGUGGAAUUCUUUCAAGUUAAACUUGUCAAGUCUAGCAGAGACAGAUGUUAAUUCAGAUAUCUUUAGAAUCGCAAAAUACAAUGGUGAAAUGAACCUGUUGAGUAAAAAAGACUUCCUUUUCGAUCUAAAAGAGUAUAUGGCAAUGUUGGAGGGAACUAUUGCAUUGUCAUACAGUGAAGAUGUCAAAAAUGAUUUCGAUAAAAGUCUACUUGAAACGGUUAAUUUAGAAUUACGAAGCCAUCCUGAUUACUCCAAGUAUUUUCACGAGGCUUUAGUGGUGGAAUCUGGCGACGGUGAACAUUUUGAUUGGAGAUUUUUCAGGAGUAUUAAAUAUUCAGAUUAUGAGAGAAGGGCCAUUCUACAUCGUUUAACCAGAGCAUGGUUGCAAUUUACAAAUUCCAUUGGUAUUGUCUCUUUUCUUGCACAUGGGUCUUUACUUGGCUGGUAUUGGAAUGGGAUGAGCUUGCCCUGGGACCAAGACGUUGAUGUACAAAUCACAACGAAAUCGCUACUUUUACUUGCGAGAAACUAUAAUCAGACAGUUGUUUGUGACUUUCAAAAGGGAUUUUCAUAUGGCGUUGGUUCUUAUUUGAUUGACGUUGGGUCUAGUUUUUUCAGUAGAUCAAAAGAUAAUGGUGCAAACUUGGUCGAUGCUAGAUUCAUCGAUAUCGAAAGUGGAUUUUAUGUUGACAUAACUGCUUUAUCUUUCACAAAAGCUUCAGAAACAAUUUUAUUGGAAAGCUCUGACUCAGUUGAGCUCAACCAGUUGCUAGAUUCCGACUUCCUUAUAAAAAAAGAUUCAUGUACUGAAAGUAAUGAAAAGCUCUACGAAGAUUGCUUUACGAAGAGAGAACUAUUGCAACGAAAUCAGAGCCUAUUCAACUGUAGGAAUCACCACUUUUAUAUUUUGGAAGAGUUGACGCCUUUAAUACCGACUCUAUUCGAAGGUGUUAGAGCUUAUAUUCCGAAUAAAUACGAAUCCAUAUUAAAGAGGGAAUAUAGACGAGGUACGUUACUCAAAAGUUAUGGAGGCUAUACUUAUCGACCAAUUUUGGGAACAUGGGUCUCUGACAAUACCUGCAGACAUGAUUUGAUUGGCACCAACUGUUCUGACGAGGAAACGAUAUUGGAAGCAAAGUGCAUCGAGCCAUUGAUCUUGGAGCAUAAACAAUUCAUGAGAACUAGGCAAAGAGCCUACGAAGACGCCUCUCCGGAGAUAGACCCUGUAAGGACUGAUCCAUGGAUGGUCAGAAGAGGUCAGAAAAUUGUUCAAAUCUUCCAUGAUCAGUUAAAUUACGAUUCUAUACAAAUCUAA